CGGUACGACACGCAGACCGUUCUAAAUCUGUUGCAUUGUCAGUGCCGCCUUCAGUAUUUCAUCAAGGACCAACCGAUGUGUAGAAAAGUUCCAGGAUUAACGCAGAAUUAGCACAAAGCAGAGACGCCACCUCAGCCCAACAUUGCAAACCAGCAAGUAGCAGAGGGAGAGAAAAAAAGAUUGAGAGAGAAGCAGUGUGCGCCUGAGACACAUACUCCAGCAAUACAAGACGAGUCCCAGAGAUCACCGACACACUGCAGCCAAGACGGGCAUCCUUCCGGAAAGAGGACCCACACCGACGACAACAUCAAGAGCAUGGAGGAAAAACAAUUUUCUGGCAUAUUGAAUGGGGCAGUUCCAGGAGAGCCAGUGAAGAAAGAUGAAAACUCCAGAAGGGGAAACUGGGGCAACCAGAUUGAGUUUGUCCUCACCAGUGUGGGCUAUGCCGUGGGGCUCGGCAAUGUCUGGAGGUUUCCUUACCUCUGUUACAGGAAUGGAGGAGGUGCAUUCAUGUUCCCAUACUUCAUCAUGCUGGUGUUCUGUGGAAUCCCUCUGUUCUUCCUGGAGCUCUCCUUUGGGCAGUUCACCUCCCUCGGAUGCCUGGGAGUCUGGAAGGUCAGCCCCAUGUUUAAAGGUGUGGGCUAUGGAAUGAUGGUGGUCUCCACCUACAUUGGAAUCUACUAUAACGUGGUGAUAUGCAUUGCAUUUUAUUACUUUUUCAUGUCCAUGACAAACCUGCUGCCCUGGACGUACUGUAACAACCCCUGGAACACUCCUGACUGCAGUGGGGUGUUGAACACUCCACGAGCUAAUGCCACUUUUGCCAAUAUGUCUGCUGUUGUGUCAGGAGUGACUGAGAUAGUUAACCGCACCAAGAGGACCAGUCCUAGUGAGGAGUACUGGAGGAACUAUGUGCUGAAUGUCUCUGAUGGUAUUGGGAACUUUGGGGAGGUGCGUCUGCCCAUUCUUGGCUGUUUGGCUGUAUCUUGGGUGGUGGUGUUCCUCUGUUUAAUUCGAGGGGUCAAAUCCUCAGGCAAGGUGGUGUAUUUCACAGCGACCUUCCCUUACGUGGUGUUGACCAUUCUCUUCAUCAGAGGAAUCACAUUGGAUGGAGCCGUCAGUGGUAUCAAAUACUACCUGACCCCUCAGUGGCAGAAAAUUCUAGAUGCCAAGGUGUGGGGAGAUGCUGCCUCUCAGAUUUUCUACUCUCUGGGAUGUGCCUGGGGUGGACUUAUCACCAUGGCAUCAUAUAACAAGUUCCAUAAUAACUGUUUCAGAGACAGUAUCAUCAUCAGUAUAACAAACUGUGGUACCAGUGUGUAUGCUGGCUUUGUUAUUUUCUCCAUCCUGGGAUUCAUGGCUCAUAAUCUGGGGGUGGAUGUGUCAGAGGUGGCUGAUCAUGGGCCGGGCCUGGCUUUUGUGGCCUACCCAGAGGCCCUAACACUGCUGCCCAUAUCUCCACUGUGGUCCUUGCUAUUCUUCUUUAUGCUCAUUCUACUGGGCCUGGGCACUCAGUUCUGUUUGCUGGAGACUCUAGUAACAGCUAUAGUAGAUGAGAUUGGAACUGACUGGAUUAUUAAAAAUAAGACUUAUGUCACUCUGGGAAUUGCCAUGGUAGGCUUCCUCCUCGGAAUACCACUUACAACACAGGCAGGGAUAUACUGGUUGCUGCUUAUGGACAACUAUGCUGCCAGUUUUUCCCUGGUCGUCAUCUCUUGCAUCAUGUGCAUCUGCAUAAUGUAUGUCUAUGGUCACAAGAACUAUUUUAAAGAUGUGGAGAUGAUGCUGGGCUUUCCUCCUCCAAUUUUCUUCAGGAUCUGCUGGAGAUUUGUUUCUCCUUUGAUUAUUUCUUUCAUCCUGAUCUUUACAGUGAUCCAGUACAAGCCUAUCACCUACAAUGACUAUGUGUACCCCAGCUGGUCAUUGGUCAUUGGAUUUGCCAUGGCUUUGUCUUCAGUUAUCUGUAUACCCAUUUAUGCUCUGUUCAAGAUUGCUAUGUCUGAGGGAUCCACAUUUUCAGAGCGUUUGAAGAACUCUCUGAAGCCUGACCCGGACUGGGGCCCAGCCCUACAGGAGCACCGUAAGGGCCGAUAUGCCACCACUGGGCCUGAAUCUGUUGAGGUUUGCCCUCUCAAAGAAGAGCUGAAGGACGAGGGGAAAGAGAAACUCAAGGAGAACGAGAAAGAAACAGAGAAGGAGAAAAAGGAUGAGAUCGGUUUGACCAUCCCUGGAAGCAACGGCUCUACAUUGAACCCCACACCCAGUGCAUAGAGGACCCUUCCCCGCCCUCGCCCCAGGACGGUUCCCUCUCCCUGCCGACACACACUGCGGGGCAAGCCACUCUCGCUGGAGACCUUUACAUAUUGUAAGGGCUUUACGAAAUCUAACCUCUAGAGAAUUUGUUUGUCAUCCAAAACUUUUUUCUUUUUGUUCACAUAAUUUAAUAGUGCAGUUUUUUAAGAAGAAAAAAGACAUGUGCAUAUACAGGAGAUGUAUGUAUACAGCGCAUUGUACAAUAUUUUCACUCUUUGUUGAGUAGA
This is a messenger RNA of Xyrauchen texanus (razorback sucker), 2540 nucleotides long. RefSeq names its product sodium- and chloride-dependent glycine transporter 1-like. Gene Ontology annotation, cellular component: plasma membrane. The record is from RefSeq and is a predicted model, not a curated record. Gene Ontology annotation, molecular function: glycine:sodium symporter activity. The transcript is spliced from 14 exons. Gene Ontology annotation, biological process: synaptic transmission, glycinergic; sodium ion transmembrane transport; neurotransmitter transport. The coding region runs from base 316 to 2271 and encodes 651 amino acids. Lineage: Eukaryota; Metazoa; Chordata; Actinopteri; Cypriniformes; Catostomidae.